This is a messenger RNA of Cladocopium goreaui, 3777 nucleotides long. The record is from the annotation of a GenBank genome assembly. NCBI's taxonomy places the organism in Eukaryota, Dinophyceae, Suessiales, Symbiodiniaceae.
CCCCACCCAUGGCAAAGUGCAGUGAUGAAGCUGGUGCUCCAGGUGCGGCAGCAGCAGGUGCAUUCUCCCUGGUCACAUAGCGCGCGGUAUAUGCAAAAUCAAGGCCAAAGAGGUUCCAGCUGUCGAGGCCAAGCGGGAUGUGUUUGUUUGGCAGCACUGCCGGCACUGCCUAUCAAUAAAGUCAACAAGAACUGGAAGGACAAACUUCGGUGGCUGUUUAAGGGCCGAAGAGCUCGCUUGCGGGAGGAUAAAGUGCAAGUGCUGCAAGAAGCGCAGGAAGACCAAAAGCUUCGCCAAGCCCUGGAUAACACCGAGAUUAUCCAGGAUGUGCUGCCGGAGGAAAGAGAGCGGAAGCUAAGAAACCUGAGCAGGGCCAUUGAGAGUGGCGAUGAGAAAGAGUUGCGAGAUGCAGUACAGGAAGCGCGUCAAUUGGACUUCCCGCAGGCCAGCCUAAAGAGGGCCGAGGAGGCCCUGAUGAAACUUCUUCAGAUGCGGGAGCUGAAGAAUCUCCGCAGUGCCAGCACUGGAGAUGACGAGAUGCAGCUGAGGAAUGCCAUCAAGGAGGCACGGCUUAUAGAUCUUCCACCCACAGAUGUGGAACAAGCCCAGGAUGCAUUGAACGAGAUGAUCCUAGCCCGAGAGCGGAAGGCAUUGAAAGAUGCAAUGAACAUCAGGGAUGAGGCUCAACUCCGCGAUGCCAUCAGUGAUGCCAGCAAGGCAGACGUGCCACCAGAUGAAGUCGAGAAGGCUCAAAAGUUGCUGUCCAGGAUCAAGCUCCUGCGCUAUGUUGAUGGACUGGAGAAGGCAAUCGACAGUAAUAGCGAAGGGCAGCUCCGAGAAGCCAUCUCGGUAGCAAGGAAAGCAGCACCAAACGAUGACUCCGAUGAUGCAGAGAACGCCCGCUUCAAUCUGGCUUUAGGUGAGGCGCAGACUGCCCUGAAAGGCAUCAUGCUCGCAAAGGAACUGAAACAGCUGCAGGAUGCAGUAGUCAGUAAAGACGAGGAGCAAUUGCGGGAGGCUUUGAGCCAGGCAAGGGCAACGGACCUGCCAGAGAGUGAGUGUGCCAAGGCACAAGAGGCGCUCAACAGCUUGGUCUUGGAGCGCAAGUUGAAGUUCCUCCGAAAUGCAGCCAGCAGCGCUGACCAGGAGCAACUUCGUGAGGCAAUAAGUGCAGGGCGCAAGGCUGGACUGCCAGCUGAUGAAUUAGACAAGGCCAAUGAUGCCUUGAAUGCGCUCAUUCGGGCACGAGAUGUUCAAAUGCUUCAAGAAGCCGUGGCAAGCGAAGACGAAGACACUUUGCGGCGAGCAAUCUUAGAUGCAAAACAGCUGGAGCUGCCUGACGAUGAAGUUUCCAAUGCUCAGCUGGCCUUGACUGAGUUGGUGCAGAGGCGAAGCAUUCGACAACUGGAGUCGGCCAUUUCAAGUUCCAGUGACUCGGAGCUAAAGGAUGCAAUCUCAGAAGCCCGCAAAGCGGGUGUCUCAGAAGAUGUGCUCACUGAUGCCAAGAAGACUUUGAAGCAGAAGGCACUUGCCAAGGCGUCAAAAUAUUUGGAGGACGCGAAGCUUCUUCAAGAAGAAGAUCAGCUUCGCGACGCUAUCAUUGAAGCCAGGAAAGUGGACGCAACGUCCCAAGAAAUCCAAGAAGAGGUGGAAGCAGCGCAACAGGUCCUCUUUCGCUUGAUCCAAAAGCGUCAAACGGAUGACCUCCGCCGGGCUGUUGCUCGGCGUGAUGAAACUGAACUCCGCGAGGCAAUCCGUGAGGCUCGGAGGCAAGACUUGGCGAGUGAUGAAAUCGAAAAGGCACAAGAGACGCUUGCGGAGCUUGUUGUGCUUCGCAAACUCAGCUGGCUGACAACUGCCAUACAGAACAACGACGAAUCAGAGUUGCGAAACCUUCUUGCAGAUAUUCGAAAGACUGAGAGUCUUCAAGAUGAGAGUCUUCAAGGUCGUAUUGUAGAGGCUUUGGAUCAAGGGCAGGAAGCACUCGCUCAGAUCGUCUUGGAACGUGAGAUUGAGAACGUAACCCAAGCCGCCCGAACUGGUAGCGAGACCCAGUUGCAGGAAGCCAUUGAGCAAGCAAAAGAAGCAAAUGUACCAAUCCAAAAGCUGGAGAAUGCGAUGGAGACUUUGAAUCAGCUCACUUGCGCUCGUAUGCGAUUGGACUUGCAAUCAGCAUUGGACUCUGAUGACGAAGCUGAAAUCCGUGGAGCAUUGAAAGAAGCGCGGUCAGUGCUGCCCUUUGAGGAGCUGGAGGAAGCCAACAACAAACUUGAAACCCUGCUGCUUCUUCGAGAGCUCUCUGAGGCCUCUACCCGCACUGCUUUAAGGGCCUCCCUUCAAAGAGCCGAGUUCCGGGACCUGGCAGAGCAUCCUGCACUGGACGUUGCAAGGAGAAAGCUAGCAGCCAUAGACAACCUGCGGGAGGUAGCAGAGCAAUCAGAUGAUCCUGGCACUAUCGAAGCAGCCCUCGAACAAGCAAAGCGAUUGCGAGUGGAUCCUGAUCUCAUCAGCAGCGCCGAAGGCAUCUUAGACAGGGAGAUGGGGAUCAAACGCUUUGGCCUCAAACAUGGCGUGGUGAUCGAGGAGAGGGGAGGCGAAGCGCUACCAAUCCCUUAUCAGGAGCGCUUUCGUAGCGAAGACAUUUUCUUUCUCUUGAUUGAUGUAUUCAGGAGCCGAACUCUUCAGCAGGUAGCUAUGCCAGUAGUUAUUUGCACCCUAUGGGCAAUGGUUUGCGCUGCUGUUAGUUCGAGACAUCACCUGGCUGAGGGCGCUUGGAGGUUGAAUCAGUUCCUGGUCACUCCGUUGGGCUUGCUGCUAACCUUUCGAACCCAGCAAUCGAUCACUCGCUUCAAUGGAGCAGUCGACCUCUGGAGCAAGGUUUCCAGCGCAUGCAGAACUUUGUCCAGAGCGUUAUUUUACCAAGAUGCCCGAAUUCCCCUGGAGAAGCACUACAGCCUAGCACAGCAGAUAUGCCUUUUCCCUGCAGUGCUGAGAGAGCAUUUGGAGAACCGUCGCACAAACAAACUGUUGAACAUCCGCCGUGAUGACGUCAGCAAACCUAUUGCUCUUUUGGAUCAGAUCCAAGCUCAAAUUUUCUCCUUGAAAGAGCUCGAUGUAUCCGAACGAAAUUGGCUCCUGAAACCCGUUGAGCAACUCUCCGAUUUGGUGAGCCCUUGUGAGAUGAUUGUUCAGACUCCAGUCCCGCAGAGCUAUGUUCGGCAUACUGGGCGCUUUUUGGCAGUAUGGCUUCUCAGCCUCCCGCUUUCGCUGGCAUCCCAUGCUGGUUGGCUUAUGGUUUUAAUUGAACUCAUCGCGUCAUGGUGCCUCUUCGCCAUCCAGGAGAUCGGCCUGCGCCUGGAAGAUCCUUUUAAUGGCCAGAUUGCAAUGAACAUUUUCAUCAAGACAGUCAAGAAAGAAGUGCGUCAAAGAUACGUCAUGCUCCUUGAAGAGCUUCUUCAAGCACAUGCGGAUGGACAUUUGGACGACGCAGUGAACCAGUGGUCUCAUCGCUUUGAUGACAAGCUGCUCGAGGUCUUGGAGGAUGAGCAGCGUUUGGAGACCGCCGAGACUCGACAAACUAUGCUUGUUGCCGUGGAACGUGGUGUGAAGCAAGCACUUGAAGCCUGAGACAAUUUGAGACUCGCAGCGUGGGAACAGUGUCGUCCAAGAUUGCACCUUCAUCAUUGUCAUGAUCUUCAUGCUGUCAGAUCUGUCAGCGCACUUACCCUGACAUUAGCAGCCAGCUUUCGAGCCCAGCUGCCAAAGCAGAUGACAGGG